AUGGCAUAUCCCCAGCUGAAAUAUCUAAGACGUCUGCUAAGGGUUGAUGAUAAACUUUAUCUUGUUAUUACUUUUAUGUUACUGUUAUCGUUUCAUUCGGGCUUGGGAGAGCCUUGCAAAUUUGACCUGGAUCACCCAUGUAUCUGCAAAACACAGAACUUUCAGCUUAAUUUGGAAUCUUUCAUGAAAGCAAGAGGAGGGGCGGAUUUGCAGGCUACUGGAGAAAAUGAUCAGUAUAUUUACUAUGUGCAGCCAUGCAACAGAAAACUGAGCACCCAGCUUCAGAGCUGUAUCACUGUUAAUCCAGAUCUAGUUAGUUGCCAGGUUGAUGCUAACACUAAACAACAAGCAUAUGGCCUUGGUGUGCUACACAAGUAUGAAGUCACACGAGAUCAAGACAAUUUCAUUUUGACAAAUUCCUUCAUACAACAAUCAGAUAUGAUCAAUCGCACGUUGCAUCUGACUGUCAAAUGCUCAGACCAGGAUGGAGAGUUUACCUAUCAGGGUAGUAAUAAACCACCAUCUCCAGUCAUAUAUAAAUUCACAUUAGCAACAAGACACAUUUGUGCUGGAGCUAAAAAUGAAGGUGGCCUGAGUCCUGGCUCAGUUAUGGUGAUAAUUUUCUUCGUGCUUUUAAUUGUGUAUAUACUGGGAGGUCUUCUUUUCCAAAAAUUUAUAAGGAAAGCUCAGGGUGUAGAGAUCAUUCCCAACUAUGUCUUUUGGAAAGAUUUUCCAUUUCUUGUCAAGGAUGGUUUUGUGUUCACAUUUCAAUGCUGCAAGGGAAGUUCAGGAUAUGAUAAGAUUUAA
Messenger RNA from Candidula unifasciata, 807 nucleotides. NCBI's taxonomy places the organism in Eukaryota, Metazoa, Mollusca, Gastropoda, Stylommatophora, Geomitridae. The record is from the annotation of a GenBank genome assembly.